CUGUUGAAAUAAAAUGGCCGAGAAUUUUUUCACUCGCUUUACACAACACUUUCAGUAAUACACAAAUUUUAACACUGAAAGUACUGCAAAUAACGCGGUUCUUUAAAUAUAAAACCCAAUAACACAUAGAAACAAAUAUGCCCAUUGAAAUUGGUCCAAAAACCUGUCGGGUGUGCCUAGAAGAGAGCCCACGCCUGCAGCGUCUCGACGAAACACGCGAGGAAGGCGAGGAGACUCCAAACGAAAUGCUCAUACAGCUGCUCGGAGUCUCGUACAGCAAGUUGAAUGACAAAGAAAAUAUACCAGACUGUAUAUGCAAGACGUGCAAGGUGGAGCUGAAUAUGGCAUUUCAGUUCCGAGAAAAGGCUUUACGAAAGCAGGCGUGCAUCGAAGAGUAUUGCCGUGAGAUAGGCAUGUUUGAUGAGGCGGAUGAGUUGUUCAUCAAGGAGGAGGAAAGUCAAGGCGAUAUGCACGGCGAGGAGACGCUUUACAUUCUGGAGGAGGGUGCCGACAAAUCCGAAGGUGGCGAAUACCUUGUAUUGGAAGAGGGCGAAGAGAUGCAGGAGCAGGAAUAUGAUCAGAAGGAAGAAGAGCAGCAUGAGGAACAAGAGCAGGAGCUCAUAACAGAUAAUAUUGAGUAUUUGGAGGAUAAUUAUUCCAUCGAAAUGAAUCCCGAACAGAAUGAAAUUGUUCUCGAGACGAGCAAACCGUUCGAGGAGACGUCAACACAGCAACUGGUCCUCACGGAGGCGGCUAAUGCCAGUCUUAAGAACAAACGCGGACGCAACCGCCGUGUGGAAGGACUUCGUGCUUCGAAUGUGAUGAAGGGCGGCUUUAUCUGCGAUAUCUGUGGAAACUACUACGAGAAACGAGGACGCAUGAUGGAGCAUCGUCGUCGUCAUGACACCGUCUGUCAAUACCAGUGCGAACUGUGUGACGCCGAGUUCCAUGUGCGCGAACAGCUGCGCAAGCACAUGUACUCCCACACCGGCAGCAAGCCCUUUAAGUGCAGCUGGUGCAGCCGUCAGUUCUUCUAUGAGAGCGUCUUGAAGGCCCACGAGAAUGUGCAUCGCGGCGUCAAGCCGUAUGUGUGCAAGGUAUGCGACAAAGCGUUUGCGUAUGCCCACUCUCUGACCAAGCACGAGCUCAUCCAUUCGGACAUCAAGUUGUACCGCUGCGACUAUUGCCAGAAGGACUUCCGCCUGCUCCAUCACAUGCGCCAGCACGAGGAAACAAAAUGCCAUCAGAAUGCUGUGAUGAUAGCCGAGAGCUCGCGCGUGGAGAUGAUGGGCGUCGAGGUCAAGAUGAUGCACGAGGACGCCGAAAUGCAUGCCCAAUGACGAACAAAGAGGUACUCCUUCUAGAUGUUAUCUUACUCUUAAACAAAUAUUACUACAUAUGUAUCACCUGAAUACAAAUCCAAAAUAAUGUAUAGCAAGACCCAACUAGAACUGCUGCAAUUCUAGCAAUAUAUAAUUUAUAUAUGUA
Messenger RNA from Drosophila guanche, 1488 nucleotides. RefSeq names its product zinc finger and SCAN domain-containing protein 12. Gene Ontology annotation, cellular component: nucleus. The coding region runs from base 138 to 1340 and encodes 400 amino acids. The record is from RefSeq and is a predicted model, not a curated record. Gene Ontology annotation, biological process: regulation of transcription by RNA polymerase II. Gene Ontology annotation, molecular function: zinc ion binding; RNA polymerase II transcription regulatory region sequence-specific DNA binding; DNA-binding transcription factor activity, RNA polymerase II-specific. Lineage: Eukaryota; Metazoa; Arthropoda; Insecta; Diptera; Drosophilidae. The transcript has 4 exons.